Molecule: messenger RNA, 1197 nt
Organism: Penicillium robsamsonii
Lineage: Eukaryota; Fungi; Ascomycota; Eurotiomycetes; Eurotiales; Aspergillaceae
Product: early growth response protein
Exons: 5
Coding region: 1-1197 (398 amino acids)
Biological process (GO): regulation of transcription by RNA polymerase II
Cellular component (GO): chromatin
Molecular function (GO): DNA-binding transcription factor activity, RNA polymerase II-specific; RNA polymerase II cis-regulatory region sequence-specific DNA binding
Source: RefSeq, a predicted model, not a curated record
AUGGUUUCUAGCACGAGGCAUUCGUCCCCGAAGGUUAGAUCUAGUCAUGCUGCGCGCAAAACAAAGCGAUUUCGAUGCGAGCAGUGUGAUCGGCACUUUGCUCGACUAGAAUAUCAACAACGACAUGAGAGGACCCAUACACACGAAAAGCCUUUCAGUUGCUCUCAAUGGGAGCGUGACUUUUCAAGAACUGACCUGCUAGUCCGCCAUGAGAGACUCAGUCACUCAGGAUCUGGAAAGCAGAACGAGAAAAGAGGUGCGCGCCGAUCAAAACGGCCACGACGCUCAAUGCAUACUCAAAACGGGAUACAGAAUGGCAAAUACCUAAAUGCUGGGAUUUAUGAGCCACAAUCCUUGGUUGGUAUUGGUGUCUCUGCGGAGGAAACUGGCGCUCAAUAUUUUCAACCGGUUUACGUGGGCUCAAGUGAGGCCACCGGAAUCAGUUUGGAAGAAGUUAACGAUUUAUCCGAACACUUGAACCAAGACGGUUUCCCCGAACAGCAGUUGAACAAUUCCAACGAUCUCUCUCCUAAUUUCUCUACUCAAUUCCAGGCACAAUUAACAGAAACUUUGUUCAGUGAUCCAUUUCAAGACUUGGCAGCAUUCAUGGAUAACCAUACCCCAUUAGCAGAUGAUUUUACUUCAUUCAUCUCACCAACACAGAGACUCGAUUCUCCUCUGCCAGAUCACUAUAACGACACUGGAUGUAUAACCCCGGCCCUGGGGGCAGAUUUAGGAACAACUUGGGUCACGGUUGCCGUCCUUACAGCCAGAAGACGAUAUACCAUGAGCUCUCCAAAUAGCCCGCGCAGCCAACUUACUCGCAACGUUCUUAUUGCCAGGCUGGAACAAUUUGUUGUAGUAGUGCCCGAAUCAUUUCAAAUGCCAUCCAGGCUAGCCAUGUGUCAUUACUUGACAGACUAUCUCAAGGGGUUUCACGAGCACAUGCCUUUUCUGCAAAUUCCCACUAUCUCAUCGGAGGAAUGUUGUAUUGAACUUGUACUGGCCAUCGCCUCAAUCGGGGCACAGUGUUGCUUCGAGCCCGAAAGAACAGUCCAAUUAUUCCAAGCAAGCCACCUUAUUUCAAGAGAGCGCACCAGGAGACAUGAUGCGUUAUCAGUGUAUCAUACAUCUCAUUCAGAUAAUGAUAGGCUGUCCAGAGAGCCCUCCUCUGACAACAAUCAAUCAGUACAAUAA